AGCUACAAAAUCACACCCCCUGGACUGGGGUAGAGGGGGUAGUAAGGUGUCACGAGCGGUCUUGAGUUUAAGCGCUAAACGUAAGCACGACACAUCUGUGACACACGUGCUUGAUUUUUUUUCAAGCGGAUCCUAGGAUCUGUUUUAAAGAACGGUUUAGAGAGAAAUCCGAGUGCCGAUGACGCUGGCGGUCUGAUGUGCUGACACGACUUACUCGAAAAAGCUACGUGGACGGAAUUGCGUCCGUCUGGUCGGAUACGUCGGCUGACGACCGAAGCGCGCCAUAGUAUGACCCGAUUAGAUCCAAGUUUGAAUGCCUUCCCACAAAAAUCUUGCGUGUUUUGAGUGUGUUUUUCCGUUGUCUUUGUGGACACGUGUGUAGCUAUGCCACUCACACACCAGGGUGGUGUGGGGGGGCAGGAGCGCCCGCGGAGUCCCGGGUAGGCGACCCGUUGGACGCACGUGAUGGGCGGCCGGCCUAUCCGCCGGUCCCCCGGGGGGCGGGUAGGGGUCGACGCGACGGCUCGCGAAUCCAUGUCGCCCUCUUAUCGCUCCCUGUCCUCAGGUCCUCUGUGGCGGCCCUCUGCAUCUUUCCGCUGCUCCGCGCCCCCGCGUACCCCGCGCACCUCGGCCACCUCGGCCCCCCGGACUCCCAGGGUUCCCCGGCCCCGUUCUCCGCUCGACAGGUAUUGUUGCCCGCGGCCUGCUCGCUCCGUCCGGCUCGGCACCGCGGCCGAGCCUUGGCCAUGGCGCUGCGCGGAGCAUGGCCGCGUCCUUCUACACAAAGUACGAGGUCCUGUGCAAGAUCGGCGAGGGGUCAUUUUCCGAGGUCCUCAAAUGCCAGGAUCGGUCCAGCGGCCAGCUGUUUGCGGCGAAGAAGCUGCGAAACGCGUACCGUUCGCUACUCGACGCCGCCAACAUUCCGGAGGCCGUCGCUGCACGCAAAUUGAAACCGCAUCCGAACGUUCUGCAUCUGCUCGAGCAGCACUUCGACGCGGCGACAGGAUGCGUCACCCUCAUCUUCGAGCUCAUGGAGAAGAGCCUGUACGACCUGCUCAAGUCCCGGGUCCGGAUGCUGCCAGAGGUCCGGGUGCGCUCCUUCCUCUACCAGCUGCUCCAGGGCUGCGAGCACCUGCACAACAACGGCAUCUUCCACCGGGACGUCAAGCCCGAGAACAUCCUGGUGAAGGGCGACUGCGUCAAGCUCGGCGACCUGGGCUCCAUACGAGGCAGCUAUUCCAAGCCGCCGUACACCGAGUACAUCUCGACCCGAUGGUACCGCUCACCCGAGUGCCUGCUCACGACCGGCUUCUACGGGCCCAAGAUGGACGUCUGGGCGGCGGGGUGCGUCUUCUACGAGAUGCUGACACUGAAGCCGCUGUUCCCCGGCUCGGAUGAGAUCAACCAGCUGUCCAAGAUCCACGCUGUGCUCGGCUCGCCUCACCCGAGAGUGUUCGACAAACUGCGCCGGCACUGGCUGCAGUCCCGGCCACUGCCGGCCUUCCCCUGCACGCCGGGCUGCGGGCUGCUCGGCCUGGUGCCGGCGCUGGCCGAGGCCGGCCGCGACCUGCUGCGACUUAUGCUCAUCUACGACCCGGACCAGCGCGCCAACACUCGCCGCCUCCUGCGCCACUCGUACUUCGCGGACCUCAGGGAGUGCAUGAGCAGUGCGGCAUCGUCCGUGUCGUCGGUGUGCACGAGGCGCAGCAGCAUCCAGCGGGCGCUGGCUCGCGACCCCGUCCCACGGUCGUCACUCUGCUCCGGUUCGGGAUCCGGUUCCGGUUCCGGCGCCGGAACGACCGUCAACUCUGGCGGGGACAGGGCGCGGGACGUUCCCCGGAACUGCGCGAGCAAAGUGGUGGUGGUAGGCGAUGUUCGCGGCGGCGGGCGGCGCGUCGCUCGCUAAGCGCCAGGCGCGUCGCAACGUCCGCAACAAGCAGCACGCCCACCAGCACCCGGUGCCCGUCGAGCUCCACCCGCACCCGCCCGCGCCGCGCCACCUGCAGGUGCAGCACCUGCAGCCGCGCCUCUCCACCGCGUCCGCGCACCACCUGUACCGGGCGCCCAGCCACCGCCGCCUGUCGUCGUACGCCGACCUCAAUGGACGCAUUGUGGGCUUUGGCAGCAUUGAGCUCGCCGAGGAACCGCAGGACCAGCAGCAGGAGCAGCAGCAGGGUGCCUGCUCGGUGCCCUGCAGGAGGGGCCUCGGGGGCGCAGAGGGCUGCAGGGAGGGCUGCAGGAGGCCGUAGUCCGUUAGGCCCUCCGCGGGGUAGGCGGCGCGGGCGCCUGGC
This is a messenger RNA of Frankliniella occidentalis (western flower thrips), 2291 nucleotides long. Its product is annotated as MAPK/MAK/MRK overlapping kinase-like. Gene Ontology annotation, cellular component: nucleus; cytoplasm. NCBI's taxonomy places the organism in Eukaryota, Metazoa, Arthropoda, Insecta, Thysanoptera, Thripidae. Gene Ontology annotation, biological process: intracellular signal transduction; protein phosphorylation. Gene Ontology annotation, molecular function: protein serine/threonine kinase activity; ATP binding. The transcript has 10 exons. The record is from RefSeq and is a predicted model, not a curated record. Bases 764 to 1906 code for a protein of 380 amino acids.